AUGGGGAUACAGCUUGAGUGGAACAACUCUGACUACCUGCAGGUGAAGGUGACCACUACAUGGUGGUCAACGACACUGACCUGUAUCACCACCUGUACUCUGACUGACAACCCCAACCCCACCUUCAUCUGGUACAAGAACGGACACUAUGUAAAGGAGGACUCAUCCAGCUUGUACUCAGACAACUUUAGUGAUAAAGACAGUUACUCCUGUGCUGUAAAAGGCCAUGAGGAUCUCCACUCUCCUGCACUGUGUAAGAAGUGUUGGGGUGUGACUUUCACCCAUCAGAGUAUCUGUGCCUUGAAGGGGUCAACAGUGGACAUAUCCUGCUCUUACACAUAUCCCAGUUAUCAUGAGAUCAAAAAAGCUUUCUGGUUUACUAAAUGGUCUGGUAUGGAUACUGAAGAUCUGAGCUUGGUGCCAGGGUAUGAGGGUCAUAUUGAGUACCUUGGGGAUAAGAAGAGUGACUGUACCCUGAGAAUCACAGACCUGAGAUUGAGUGACUCUGCUGGAUACAGGUUCGGAUUCAUAACAUCCGGAGGAAAGUUUGCUGGCUCACCUGUCUCCCUGACUGUCACAGAUGUUGUGUUGGUGAUGGAUCCUACAUCUGUGUCAGAGGGGGAGAAUGUCACACUGACAUGUAGAACCAAAUGUACACUGGACCCCAUCACAGCCUCCAGUUGGUAUAAGAAUGGACAGCCUAUACCAAACAGCAACACCUCCUCUCCUGUCUAUAGCCUAUUCCCAGCCAGCAGUGAGGAUGCAGGAAGAUACUCCUGUGCUGUGGAAGGCCAUGAGGAUCUCCGCUCUCCUGAAGACACUCUCAAUGUUAGAUAUGGACCAAGGAACACAUCAGUGUCAGUCAGUCCCUCUGGUGAAAUAGUGGAGGGCAUUUCAGUGACUCUGACCUGCAGCAGUGAUGCCAACCCACCUGUGGACAAAUACAUCUGGUACAAGAAGAACGUAACCUCACCAAAAGCAUCAGGACAGAGUUUCAACAUCCUCAACUUCAGCUAUGAGGACAGAGGAGAAUACUACUGUGAGGCCCAGAAUGGAAGAGGAUCUAUGAACUCUGCAGCUCAGAUGAUCACUGUAGCAGGGAAACAAACCUCAGUUAUGACUCCAGCUGUAGGAAUCACAGUGAUUGUUCUGGUUCUCAUACUGGCUUCAUGUCUCUUUGGCUUCAUGUGGUUAAGGAAGAAAGCAUUCAAAACCACCUCUGACACAAGACACACAGCAGACAUGGGACAGGGUGACUCUAGUCCAGUGUAUGACAACGUCUCAGGCAUGGCCAUGACCCCUACUGCAGUACAGAGAGUGGACACAGACGAGCAGGAUGACGUUCACUACGCCAGCGUCCACUUCUCUCACUCCAAAAACCAGGAAGUGCCUCUGUACUCCCCUGUCCAACUGCCUCAACCCCACAAACAGGACGAGGAUGUCCUGUACGCUGCUGUGAAAUUCACAAAGUGA
Coregonus clupeaformis (lake whitefish) is the source of this 1473-nucleotide messenger RNA. Its product is annotated as sialoadhesin-like. Bases 1 to 1473 code for a protein of 490 amino acids. Gene Ontology annotation, cellular component: membrane. Gene Ontology annotation, biological process: cell-cell adhesion. Lineage: Eukaryota; Metazoa; Chordata; Actinopteri; Salmoniformes; Salmonidae. The transcript is spliced from 8 exons. The record is from RefSeq and is a predicted model, not a curated record.